AUGGGGUCCAUAUUUGCGGCUAUGGCCCUACCCGAAGUGGAGGUGUAUAGUGACCCUCAAGGAAAGGGAUUUGAUGAAUUCAUCAUGAGGUUCACGAUGAAAUACCAGAGCCUUGGGUUACGGAAUGACCUGCUCACCCAACUGUUGCUCUCUAAACUGCAAGGUUACCCAAAAGCGGUAGCGAAAUCCCUACCGAAGCUCGUAAGAGAGGGAAACUUUGAAAGCCUUGUAGAAGCUCUGCGAGCAAAGCUUGCUGUGGACAAUUCGGCGAUGCAGAUGAAGGCGUAUUUGGAUCUGAAACACCUCAAGAAACGUGGAGGCGUAACAGAAUUCUGCCUGGAACUGGAAAGGCUGUCAAGAGAGGCCUAUCCAGACGCAUCGGAAGAAGAGCUGUCCCCGCACAAGGGCAGGUGA
Molecule: messenger RNA, 414 nt
Organism: Cooperia oncophora
Lineage: Eukaryota; Metazoa; Nematoda; Chromadorea; Rhabditida; Trichostrongylidae
Source: the annotation of a GenBank genome assembly